AAUGAUGGCAGAGUAGCGUGCGUUAUAUCUUUUCUGUAGAGUGUAGUAUAUUGUCAUUUUUUGUGGUGACGAAUAACGAAACGAUUUCUGCUUUCAUUUCACAUGAUUCAGUCACUGUAAUCUGUAUGAAUUCAGAGAUUUGCUUAUAAGUUCUACGUUAUAGUUACUUCUUUGCAUAAAUUAAACUGUGUCCUAACUUGUGUAAUAAUUACUUGUUUAAUUAAUAUUUCACUCAGACUAUCCGUAUACUAUUUUGUACAUAUUGAAACCAUUAAAUCUGAGUGUUGAGGAAUAGAAAAUGAAUCCAUACCAGGGACCGCCACAAUAUCUACACAAUAUUGGAUUUACGAACAACGCUCCACAAUCUUUUGGGAAUCCUUUGCCAAUGCCAGGAUUCCCAACAAUGGGCUAUCCGGCACCCCAGCCGGGUUACCCAGCUGCAACCCCUGGUUACCCUCAAUCUAACUAUCCCACUCAAGGAUACCCUCAGCAGAAUUCAGGGUACCCUCAACAAAAUCAGGGGUACCUCCAACAAUCUCAGGGAUAUCCGCAACAAUCUCAGGGUUAUUCUCAACAAUCUCAGGGUUAUAGCCAACCAUCUCAGGGUUAUAGCCAACCAUCUCAGGGUUAUAGCCAACCAUCUCAGGGUUAUAGCCAACCAUCUCAGGGUUAUAGCCAACCAUCUCAGGGUUAUCCACAAAACCCAGCUCAAUCAUACCCAGGUGCUCAAGAAUCGGCUCAAACUAGAUAUCCCCAACAAGGAUACCAGGCAAGUGGCUACCCACAAUCAAACCCACAGGCAUAUGCUCAUAGUAUUCAAACUCAUCAGGCUUAUGGUGCAUCAAAUCCCAUAGCUAGUAUGCCCAAGUCUAAACCUACAGUGGUGCCUGUAAACCCCUUUGAUCCUCGCGAAGAUGCGGCAGUUCUUAGGAAGGCGAUGAAAGGAUUCGGUACGGAUGAGAAGGCCAUCAUCCAAGUACUGACACGUCGAAGCAAUGAGCAACGUUUGCGGAUAGCGUUCGAAUUCAAGACUCUAUAUGGAAAGGAUCUCGUAUCAGACCUGAAGAGUGAGACAAGCGGAAAGUUCGAGGACCUUCUAGUGGCGUUGAUGACGCCCUUGCCACAGUUCUACGCCAAAGAGCUGCAUGAUGCAACAGCUGGUAUUGGUACAGAUGAGGAUGUCCUCAUUGAAGUCAUGUGCACUAUGUCCAACCACGAAAUUCACGUCAUCAAGCAGGCAUAUACCGCAAUGUAUGGAACUUUGUUGGAGGACGAUCUUCGUGGAGAUACAUCAGGAAACUUUAAGCGUCUCAUGACAUCAUUGUGUAUGGGCAACAGAUCUGAAGAUUUUCAUAUUGAUCAAGAGAGGGCGAGAGAAGAUGCUAGAAGCCUGUUGCAGGCGGGUGAACUCCGUCUGGGCACUGACGAGUCGAUAUUCAACGCUGUGCUCUGUUCCCGUUCAUUCCCGCAACUGGCGGCCAUCUUCCAGGAAUACCAGUUCCUGACAGGACACGACAUCGAUGAUGCCAUCAAGGCUGAGUUCUCGGGCGACCUUGAGAAGGCGCUUCGUGCUAUCGUGAAGGUAGUUCGCAACAAGCCGCUGUUCUUCGCGGAGGGUCUUCACAAGUCUAUGAAGGGUCUUGGUACUAACGACAGGCAAUUGAUCCGUAUUAUGGUCACCCGCUGUGAGGUUGACCUGGGAGACAUCGCCGAGAUGUUCCAGGCCAAGUAUGGAGAGUCUCUACAGAGCUGGAUCGAGGGUGACUGUUCUGGCCACUACAAAAAGUGUUUCUUGGGAUUAUUAGGUUUAUACUAAGCAUGUUUUCUCACAAAUUUGAUUAUAAAUAACUUUAUUUUUUUAAACAACAGA
Messenger RNA from Pieris rapae (cabbage white), 1870 nucleotides. It is a transcript of the gene Anxb13, whose product is annotated as annexin B9-like. Lineage: Eukaryota; Metazoa; Arthropoda; Insecta; Lepidoptera; Pieridae. The record is from RefSeq and is a predicted model, not a curated record. Gene Ontology annotation, cellular component: cytoplasm. The transcript is spliced from 9 exons. Gene Ontology annotation, molecular function: calcium ion binding; calcium-dependent phospholipid binding. Bases 299 to 1816 code for a protein of 505 amino acids.